Molecule: messenger RNA, 399 nt
Organism: Camellia sinensis
Lineage: Eukaryota; Viridiplantae; Streptophyta; Magnoliopsida; Ericales; Theaceae
Source: RefSeq, a predicted model, not a curated record
AUGAAAGGACAUAUGCGAUUUGGCAAGAAUGGAAAACUGACUCCUCACUAUAUUGGAUCGUUUCAGAUUCUUGAAAGGUUGGGUCCUGUUGUUUAUUGUAUUGCCUUGCCACCGGGAAUGGAACAAAUGCAUAAUGUCUUCCAUAUAUCCAUGCUUCAUGGGUAUCUUAGAGAUUCGUUCCAUGGGAUUGAUCACCAUCGGAUUGCUUUAGAUGAGAAUAUGAUUUAUGAAGAAUGGCCCAUGCAAAUCAUUGAUCGGCAAGUAAAGCAAUUGAGAAACAAAACUAUCCCUAUGGUGAAGGUCGAAUGGAAAGAACAUUAUGGGAAAGAGGCCACUUGGGAAAAAGAGGAUGAGAUAUGGCAACGAUAUCCGUAUUUGUUUCUGUUUGAAGAGGAUUGA